This is a messenger RNA of Xiphophorus couchianus (Monterrey platyfish), 9104 nucleotides long. It is a transcript of the gene cdh5, whose product is annotated as cadherin 5. Gene Ontology annotation, cellular component: adherens junction; bicellular tight junction; plasma membrane. Gene Ontology annotation, biological process: calcium-dependent cell-cell adhesion; cell-cell adhesion mediated by cadherin; cell migration. The record is from RefSeq and is a predicted model, not a curated record. The transcript is spliced from 15 exons. Lineage: Eukaryota; Metazoa; Chordata; Actinopteri; Cyprinodontiformes; Poeciliidae. Gene Ontology annotation, molecular function: calcium ion binding; cadherin binding; protein phosphatase binding. The coding region runs from base 1008 to 3356 and encodes 782 amino acids.
UCCCUCCUCAAACACACACACUCCCUCACCCCGUCUGCUUCUCGAGCAUGGGCUGGCUGCUUUCUCUGCCUUCAUUGUGCAUCUUUGAGCCGUUCUGACAUAUGCGCUCCCCCUCUGCCUUCCCGCUGCUUUCUUUUUGCCUUCUUUCCAUCGACCCCUUUCCUCACCAGGGGAGCCAGUCUCUCUAAGUUUUUGUCCUGCUUUUUCCAGGAUACGAAAAAAGGAGCAGUAGCAGAGAUCACCGGCAGAGAAGACCGUAACCACAAAACAGGAAAAAGGAAGUGGGCAGUGACCUGUGCGAGAGGGGACUGGAGUCGAACAGCUGUGGUUCAACAGUUUUUGGAUGUUGGGAAUGAGAAAACCACAUCAGAGCAGUCUGCGAGAAGAAGAGCAAGGGAAAAAACUGAGACGGAGAAUCUGUUGGAUUCACACUUGAGGGGGGAAAAACCCUCUACAACCUGAGGACGAAAAGGAGAAAGACAUUUUGGUGAUAAAACACCAAAAAACUAGAAAUCUGACUUUUUUCUAAAAAACAUCAGAACCUGGAGUUUCUGUUUAGCCGAGUCAGACGUCAUCCGGUUGAAGAAAUACCAGAUCAGAAUCUGACCAGCAGCGGUUCUGAUCAGUCUGAACCCAGAAGACGGACCCACAGGUUCCCGACUUGGAGUGACCUGGAUUUUUUUUCUUACUUGUAAGCUUAAAGCCCAAAGUCUUAGCAAAAGCCGAGGUUCUUCAAUAAUCUAAUUCUUAAAUAUUCUGGGAUCUGACUUUGGAAGUGUCCUUGGAAUUAUAUCUUUGCGAUACUUGUUGAAGAGACUUCAACAGACUUUCUGAUUCCCGGAAAAGGUUCAGUCAAAGGCUUUGGAGGAAAUAGCUACUUCAGCUGAAAUCUCUUACAUUGAUGAAAACACCUGUUUCUAGAGUUAAAGCAGACUGUCAGCAUAUUCGAUCAAGCACGCAAUCGCUAGAGGAUUUGGGCUUCACCAAGACAAGAGUCAAACCAGACAAUGGCGUGGCUCCAGGUGCAGACAGCAGGACUCCUUCUCACUUUGGCGCUCCAAUUCUUUGUCAUCGUCGCUCCAGACACUGGUCUUCCUGGGAUGGUACCAGAAAGACCAGACUCGGUUGACAUUGUGAAGAAAGAGUCCCAUCCGGUGCUGGUCAGACAGAAGAGGGAUUGGUUGUGGAAUACCAUUUCUGUGACAGAAGAGAGAGAGGAACCCAUCCCUUACAAGAUAGGACAGCUCCGGUCAGACCGAAAAGUGGCAGUGAGGACGUUUGCAAUAGAAGGUGAAGGAGUGAACCAAACCUUCAUUGUGGACAACAAAGGAAACCUGUAUGUCAAGGAGCGUCUGGACAGAGAGAAGAAGGCCUUGUAUCAUCUGACAGCCAGGAUGUACGAUGGAAACGGCCUGUUGAUAGAGGACGCUGGGGAAUUUGCUAUUGAAGUGAACGAUAUCAACGAUAACUGCCCAGUUUUUCAAGAAGAGUACAAAGGAUCCGUCAUGGAGAGAACAAAAGAUACAGUGGUUCAAGUGAAGGCGACCGAUGCAGACGACCCAAACACGGACAACGGACAAGUCAGGUACACUCUGCCCAAUGGCCGGACUUCUGGUUUAUUUGAAAUCAACUAUGAAACAGGUGUGAUCACCUCCAAGGUAAGCAGCCUGGACCGGGAGACAAAGAGUCAGUAUAUGGUGGUGGUCCGGGCUCAGGACAUGAAAGGAAGGGAGUCUGGCUGCAUUGCCACCACCUCAGUGGCCAUCACCAUCACUGACGCCAAUGACAACAUAGCGUCUUUUACCAAAAGAAAAUAUGAAAUAAGUGUCCCAGAAAAUCUUAAAGUUAAUGAGAAGAUUGCCGUGCUGGAGUUAACAGACUUAGACGAGGACGAGAACAAGCAGCCCAUCUUUUCUAUUCCAAGUGGCAAUGGGAAGGUAUUCAGCUCCAAACCCAGUAAGGAUAACGACUGCAUACUGGUGCUCAAACAGGCUUUAGACUACGAGACGCAGAAUAACUACACCUUCACUGUCAGGGUGGAUGAACGGCUACAAUUUUCUCCAGCAGAAAACCUCAAUGUCGCAAAUACAACGGCACAGGUGACCAUAAAGGUGACGGAUGUGGACGAGCCGCCGGUUUUCACUCGCUCCGUCUAUAACUUCAGCGUUCAAGAGGAGCAGAUGGAAAAAACAAUAUUGGGGAGAAUUCAAGCCAGAGACCCGGAUGGAGUCAGGAAGCGCAUAGAGUACUCCAUCCUGGAAACGGGCUUACCCUUUAGGAUCGACCCGACCACUGGUCAGCUGUCGGUUAUGAGGAGGCUGGACAGAGAGGUGGAGGAGCAACACAUGUUUAAAGUUAAGGCACAAGAGGAGAACGGCGGCCUGGCGUCAUUUGCUGAGAUUUUUGUAACGGUUCUGGACGUCAAUGACAAUCCACCUGAACUGACUGCCAAUGAUAUAUUUGUGUGUGAGAACGACGUCAGAAACACGGUGAUCGGUAUCUUGGGAGCCUCGGACAAAGACGAUCAAGCAGCUAGCUUCACUUUCAGUCUUGCUCUUCCCAGCUCCAACUUCUCCAUCAGAGACCACAGCAAUAACACGGCUGCUUUACUGGUGAAGGAGGGCCCCUUCAACCUGGAGGAUUCCAGUGAUUACAGUGUGGAAGUGCGCAUCAGUGAUGGAGGCCAGCCUCUCAUGAGCAGCAUCACCAAACUGCAAAUCAAGUUAUGCCAGUGUGACGCCAAGCGAGUUUUUUCAAGGUGUAAGGCCAGUAUGCAGAGGAUGGGGGUCAGCGUCCAGGCCCUGCUUGCCAUACUGCUGUGCAUACUGACCAUACUGGUGAUAGUGAUCCUGAUUGUGAUGAGGAAACAUUAUCAGAAGGAUUCUUUGGCCAGUAUGAAGAACAGCGGUGAGAUCCAUGAGCAGCUGGUCACAUAUGAUGAGGAAGGAGGAGGAGAGAUGGACACAAAUGGCUACGACGUUUCAAUUCUCACCUCGGCGUGUAACGACAGCUCCCUACUCCGCCACCCCGACCGCCGCUCCCACCCCUCCAUGUACGCCAUGGUCCAGAAACCCCACCACCUCUCUCAGCCCACAGCCUGCAAAGGCGACAUGGCAGCCAUGAUCGAUAUGAAGAAAGACGAGGCCGACCACGACCGAGACGGAUUCCCAUAUGACACUCUACACAUCUAUGGCUAUGAGGGACCAGAGUCUCUGGCGGGAAGCCUCAGCUCUCUGGACAGUUCCUCCUCAGGAUCAAACUUGGAUUACGACUUCCUCAAUGACUGGGGGCCGAGGUUCAAGGCACUGGCUGAGCUGUAUGGCGUGGACGGUGCCGACUACUACCAUCAGUACUGAGAGCAAACUUGACAACCCCCCCGCCAAGUGCCUCACAGGUUCACGUCUAGUUGAAAAUAGCCAUAGAAAUAGGACAGACAGAAGCAGGAAACAGAAAACAGGAACAUCUCCUUACAGCAGGCAGACAGCCGAGCGUCCCCAAGACACUUCACCAAACACAAUUUUGUUUUCACUCUGUUAUCAUGUGUGAUUCAGCAAUCCAUUUUUGUUUGUGUCGCUUACCUAUUCACUCAUAAUCACUAAGCAACCUUCAUCAACAUCCAGGAGGUUCCAACACGAUGAAUGAAGUUGACGUGGGUCAGGAUUUUACUUUAUGCUCUAAAAAGCUGGAAAAAACUCGCCAAAAUAAGACUUUUGUUUCUCACUAAAGGGCAGAGAGGCAGUAGGGAUGGUGUGAUAUGAAACUAUUGGUGUUUUAAAACUUUAACUUUUGUAAUUGUUUGUACACCUUGUAAACCUAAUCAGAACUGAUCUGGGAUUAUGAAUUUGUUAAUGUUAGUCAUGUUCUUAGUAUAUACUUUUACUCCAAUAUGAAGCAACUUUUUUGAUUACACACAAAGUGUUGCUGAUAAAUCCCUUUUUCUUCACCUAUUCAAACUUUUGAACAAGUUUUCUAAAUGUGAACACAUUCAUAAACUCUUGGACUUGAUGUGAUUUUAUAUGAAGUAUGAAACCGUAUAGACUUCCCAACAUGGACUCUUAUCCUUAGAUAAGACUUCCUCUCUUAAGAGAAAGUCUUAUAUUGAUUUCAGUCCUACUUGGAAUGUUACACACUCCAAGUGAAAGCAACACUUUUCUGAACUUUGUUACUUUCAAAUAGGAUUGCUUGGGGAUUUUAAUGAACAACAAAAAAAAAAAAACACAGGAAUUUGAGCUGUGACGGUUUGGAGGUGUUUGAUCACAGCGAGGUGACGGCUGGCUUUUCUUUAUCUGAGACAUUAUUAACAUCCAUCUUUGGCUCUGAGCUCCAGUGGGUUUUCUCAGUGAUAUUUAAUGUCUUCAUGGAGCAAAUAAGUAAUUUUUCUUCUUUUUCGCUCACCAUCGGGUGUCUAAGCAGCAGUCAUGUUUAAAACUUUUAAAAUGAGUUAAAUUUAGCCCAUAUUUAGAUUUUUAUGGGUUAAAACCUGAACAUAAAGGCCAGUUUGGUUACCAAGGUGUUGUGUGCCUUCAUAGGCCAGACUUCCUCUGUGCUGAGAAAACUAGACAAUAGAAAGACGGAAAGGAAAUGGCUCUACUGCUGCUCUGACAGAAUUACAGCUUGUUCCUGGCUUUUAUUUGACAGAACUCAUCAUCACAGUUAUUGUUGUGAUGAAAGCUGCGUCCUCAGAGGCAGAGUCAAACAAACCUAAUUGACUCGGAUCAGGAAGCAGAGAGCAGCAGCUGCAGCUUGUUGGGCUGCAGUGAUGUGCCUGAUGUGCUUUGAUAACUUUAACCUCUCAGCCUCUUCGGCUUCUGUCCGCUCAUCGAACCUCCAACUUAAAAUCAAAGUUUUCUUUGGCUGAUUAUUGAUCUGUGGCUCAGAUUUGUUUUUAAGAACAGCAUUCAAAAUAUUUUUGACUUCCUGAAAUGAGUCAGUAGUUCAUAUGAAAGAUGGUGUCGUCUCGCCGUGUGUGAGAGAGCAGUCACUGUAGAACAAAAUUUUAAUGUUAUUUUUACAAAUGCACCAUAUAUAUUAGCAAUAAUAUCUGUAUUGGACAAUAUUUGUCAUUUUUUAGCAUAUCAGUAUCGGUCUGUUAAAUACACAUUUUCAUAUAGGUUCAUCCUAAAGAACGUUUUAAUUAAAUUAUUACAAAUUUCCAAUUGAGCCAUAGACAACAACCUACUAAGUCACCAUGUUAAGCUAGUUGUUUUUGCUAGAUUAGCAAAAACAGCUGUGUACAUUUGUAUUCGCCUGACGAUCUCCUAACUUUUCCUUAAAGAUUUGACAGAAGCUGCCAUUAUUUCCAAAUACUCCAUAAUUCCUGACAGACUGAAGGUUUAAACCUGAACAGCUCUGUUUAGCCUUCCUGUUAUCUCCUGAAACAGUCUGUCUCUCUGCCUGCAAACACAUGUCAUGAUAUAGUGGCUGCUUGUAUUCAACAUGCUGAAUACACAGCUUCAGCUUAAUUAGAUUCUUACAACUCUGUUGUGCUAUAAUUUAAUUUCAAAUACUUUGAUACUGCAAGUUAGCUUCUAGCUGUCUUCAUUCAGUAAUAGCAUCCACAUCAAAGAGUUUUGGCCUCAAUCUGACUUGGCAGUGCGUUCGUACUAUUUUUGACUUUCUGCCUGAUGAGUUACUGAUCAGAGCCAAACAAACUGAAAUUCAUCUAAUUCUGGUCUCAAGUCAAUUUUUUGUUUCAACUUUUGUUGAUUUUUAGUGCAGAUAUGGAAAAUAAUGAAGACCUUGUAGGGUACAAAAUGCAGUUUUAAGAAUCUUGAAGGCUUUGCUGAGACUCAUAGCUAUCGAUGCUGAAUUCCUCCUGUUCUUAUUAUUGCCACUUAUUUUUCCCACAACUUGCAGAUACACUUUAAUGGAAAUAUGAUUCAGUCACUUUGCUAAAAACAUCAACGGAGUGACAGAUAAUCAAUAGAUAAAUGAGACCAAAGCAGCUCUUUCUCAGAACAGUUUAUAUGGAGAAUGAAAACGAAACGUAAAGUCACAUUUUUAUUUUUGUGUUAAGUUUUAUGCUGAUAUACAAAUCAAAGUUACAAAUCUUGACUAAUCCAAUCCUGUUUGGACCUCACACAUUACAUUUACAGUAUAUACUGUAUUUCCAUGUGAAUAACUGGUAGCAACAAAUCAUUCAAAAUGUCUCUCUCUUUUCUUUGGGACAUUUUGAAUGAACGUUCUCUGCUGGGUUUCUGGCUCCUGGGUAACUGGAGUAAUCAGGAGUAACUACUCCCCCACAGACCUCCUGACCUUUAACCCUGGCCUAUGGAGCAACUGGCUGAGAGCCUGACUAUUACUCAUUACCAUUUAAAUAAUAACAGGCUGGUCAUAAAUGAUGGCUUCUGCCAUUAAAAACUCAUUCAUAACCGGCCAGAAAGCAAAAAGGUCACUAACUGUGUGCAGUAAUGACAUCACGCCGUUGUUCUGAAAAUCCACUUUGUGCGUUACUGACGGCUCCUUUGUUUAGAAAUGUAUUUUUUCUCUCCAGCUUUAGUUUAUUUGCUCUGCUGUUUAUUCUGUUUUUCUUGGCCUGCAGUGCUUCUUUAAAAGACGGACCUGCUGGAAAUGUCACAGGAUAAACGUGGGAACAAUAGCUGGAAGCCGACUCUGCUUACUUCACUUUUAUAUUUAUAUACAAUGAGAGCAGAAUGUUGCCGUAUCUGCCCGCUUCCCCCUUUUUUUUGUCCUUUAAUCAGCUAAAGCAAACAGCGGACCCAGCUUCCUGUCCAUCUGGGAGCUGGCCCCGCCCUUUCCUGUCUGCAUUAUCUCUCGUAUUGUGUUGACUUCCUGUUAGGAGGAGGUGGGAAGUGUCUUGGAGGGGAAGAGGGAGCGAUUUGAGUAGAAACACGGGAUGAGGGGAAGGAACGGGGGUUAGAGUGGGAUAAGGAGGGACAAGGGGAGAGGAGAAACACUAAAGAACAAAAUGUCUGAUGAAAUAUUGGGGCAUAACACAAAACAUGAGAAAAACCUUCUUUAUGAAGCAUUACAUUUCUUUUCCGAAAUCUAAAUUUCAGAUGAAUCUUAAAAUAAUGUGAGAAAUUAUCAUACAAUAUACAUGAAAAUGUAAACAGUUUUAGGCCAUAAAAUCAAAAGGACCAAAGUUGGGAUGGGAAGAAAACACUGGACUGGAGCUUUUUUUUUUAAAGGUUUUAUUGGCUCUAGCCUUUGUUUGAUAGUGAAUUGACAGGAAAGUGGGUAAUGAGAGAAGGGGAGACAUGCGGCAAAGGUCACUAGGCCUGGAAUCGAACCUGUGACGGCCGCGUCGAGGACUGAGGCCUCCUUAUAUGGGUUGGAGGCCUUAGUUGGAGACUAAGGCCCAACUAAGGGGUACUAUGAUGCUAUGCACCCCUGGGCUGGUGCAUUUAAAAUCCCUACAAUGUAUCAGUGUUAUUUUGACAUAUUUUAGAACUCAUUACACCCUUUAAUCUGUCAUGUAUUGUCAUCAUUUAUGUAUUUACGCUUGUUUUUGAAAACAGUGUGUAUGUCUAAAAAAUAGAAAAGGAUCUGCCAGACAACACACAAGUUCAGUAUGUUUUUUUCAUCAAGAAAUGUUUGCUGAACAGUUUUCUUGCAGAAAAUGUACAGACAUUUUUAAAAGAUGAAGAUGAGAAAUUGAAUGCACCUUUUGUUUUAUAAAUGUGACUUGUGUGUUAGUGUAUGCACUCGGUUCGAGUGGUUGUCGUUUCACAAACCACUGAGAUUUGUAAAUGAGCUCACAACUUGAGAAAGGUUUUUAUUUUCCGUAAAAACUUUAAGAGAAAUGAUGGGAUUUUUAAAUAUGUCAUGGCAAAAGCAAUCUUAUUAAUGUUAGUAUAAAACCAAAUUAGUUGGUCUUGGAGGAAACUAAUGGCUAAUUAAAGAAGACUAAAGGAGACAACAGUGUGAAAAGUGUCCUAAAGCAAACAUUAUUUUAAAACCUUUAAACCAUUGACAUGAGCAUUCGCAGGUUAUUGGUAAAGAAGCCACAAACAGAAAGUGGAGGUUAACAUUUUGUGAAAAUGGAACAUGUGAAACAUUUCAAGUCAAAGUAACAACUUAAACUGAGAAGCAUUUUAAAAAUCUAUGGAGUUCACUUGAGCUGCUGUAAUUAUUAUUUUUUGCUUUUUACGUUAUAUAGACAGCUACUGUAACUGGAAAUACCAUUUUCAUUCUCAGUUUGGAAGAUCAUCAGGUUGGCGCACAACCUCCAACCUCUAUUUUUUGUAAUAAUCAGCGACUUCUGUGUAAAUAACUACCAAAUUGAAACAUGACUUUGAUUUGAAGGUUGAUAAAAUAGCUUUUGCAUAAACUGCCCUAAGAUUUUUGAAAAUUUUAAGUUGUUUAAACCAAUAGAAGCCCGCUUUUGUUUUGGUCUGCCUUUAGUUUGACCUUCUGCUUUAAUAUGACUUUAUAGUAAAUGAAGAUACUAAGACUUAUUCUCUCCAUAUAACCUUUCAACAUAAGAGCUCUUCAAAAUAUAUCCAUUAAAAAUAGCUAAAACAGUUGUAGGAUAUUAAUGGUGUUUCUUUUGUCAAUAGAAAAACUCCGCUUGGAUUCAGACAAUAAAAACAAAUGUCUCAGGGUGGGAUCCAGGCAAAUAACAUUGUUUUACAUUUAUAACAAAACAAGCAAAAACAUCUCUAGAAUUAAUAACACUGGUCUAAAAUGAACUUAUUUGAAUAUUUUGUGCAUUCCUCAAGAGAUUUUACUUUGAGAAAAUCUAUGUAGAAAAAAAUGUGCCCAACAGCAGUAUUUGCUUUUCUUUGUUAUUUCUAAAUUUGGCAUUUUUUUAUUUAUGAAAAAAAAAAUCUACAGAAAAUUGCUUUUGAAGAAUGGGCCAUAAUGAUUGGUUUUAGUCUCCAUUGCAUUCAUGUACAUACACAUACACGUCAAUCACAUAGAAGCAACAAUGUUUUUUUUCUUUAUGUAAAUAUGGAGGUUUGUAGGGGAGAACCAUGUGCCUUCAUUCUUAAUAUAUACAUAUAUAUAUAUAUAUAUACACACACACUUUUUUAUGGUUAACACAACAUUUUCUAUGUUAUUUUAUGGUGUAUAGCAGCUACUUUUUAUUACCUGCCAUUAUUUGUAAGUGUAGCUACAAAAUAAAUGCCAAAAAAGUC